Chlamydomonas reinhardtii is the source of this 2521-nucleotide messenger RNA. RefSeq lists its product as uncharacterized. Gene Ontology annotation, biological process: proteolysis. The transcript has 12 exons. Gene Ontology annotation, molecular function: serine-type carboxypeptidase activity. The record is from RefSeq and is a predicted model, not a curated record. The coding region runs from base 139 to 1974 and encodes 611 amino acids. NCBI's taxonomy places the organism in Eukaryota, Viridiplantae, Chlorophyta, Chlorophyceae, Chlamydomonadales, Chlamydomonadaceae.
CAAUUCCGACGCGAACGCGCCCAAACGGAAAGGACGAGGCCAUUUUGCAUCCCAAACAGCGGUGCUACUCAUUAAGUACAAACGAGAAAUAGACCUUUGCGGUCGAGCCAGGUGGUGCAGGGACGCAAUUCAAGAAAAAUGGCUUUUCGGCUCUCUGCUUCUACAAUGUUUCUGCUGGCGCUGGGCUUGCUGGCCCUGGGCUCUGCCAGAGCUGCCCGACUGAAUGCUUUGAAAGACGUCUCACAGCCACAAGGCGGGGUGCCGGCGCAUAAGCAAAUUGCCGCGCGCCUUGAGGCUCUCCGCGCGAGGCCGGACGAGUACAGCGAGGCGGCCCUGGACGACCUGGUGCCGCACCUACCGGGGUGGGGGUCAGUGGACGACUUCAACCUGUUCGCGGGGUAUGUGACGGUGGACGAGGAGGCGGGCCGGGCGCUGUUCUACGUGCUGGCGGAGGCCGUGGACGAGCCGCCCGCAGCGGCAGGACGAGCAGGCCGCGAGGGAGCCGGGGCCGCCACAAAGCCUCUGCUGCUGUGGCUGAACGGCGGCCCCGGCUGCUCCUCUCUGGGCGGCGGCUUUAUGACGGAGCUGGGGCCGUUCUACCCGCAGCCGGGCGGCCGCAGCCUUGAGGCCAACCCACACGCCUGGAACGCCUUCGCCUCCGUGCUGUGGAUCGAGAGCCCCGCGUUUGUGGGCUUCUCCUACUCCAACAGCUCCGCAGACGCCAUUGUGGGCGAUGCGCGCACGGCGGCCGACUCGCGCCAAUUCCUGUUGGGCUUCCUGGAGCGCUUCCCUAGGUUCCGUGACACGCCCUUCUACAUCUCGGGCGAGAGCUACGCGGGCCACUACGUUCCCAACCUGGCCGCCGACAUUGUGGACGGCAACAAGGCGGCCGCCGCCACUGGCGAGCCGCGCAUCAACCUGCAGGGCUUCCUGGUGGGCAACCCCUGGACCGACGCCGCCAUAGACAACCUGGGCGCGGUGGACUAUUGGUGGUCUCACGCGCUGGUGAGCGACCAGACGGCACAGGGCAUCCGCGCCAACUGCAACUUCACGCGCAUUGGGCCCCUGGACCCGCACCCGGCGCACGCCAACGCGGAGACGCGCGACGAACUGUGCGACGACUUCUGUAACAAGGCAUUUGACGAGCUGGGCAACAUCAACAUCUACGAGAUCUAUGCCGACAUGUGCACCGAGCCCCGGGGUCUGAGGCGCCAGGUCGAGGCGCUGAGCUGGGCGCUGGGCGGCGGCGAGCAGGAGCAGCACCAGCAGGAGGAGGGUGGCGCCCGUCGCCGCCUGGCCAAUGCUGCCGCCCUGUCUGCUACUGCCGCGACUGCUGCACUCAGGAAUGGCGGCAGCGCCGCUAGUAACAUGCACACCGCCAUCCACAUUGCCGGAACGUCUAAGCCGCUCUCAUACCGCGCGGCGCGGCGGAGAUGGCAGCAGCAACAGCAGCAGCAGGCGGCUGAAGCCGCAGUAAGUGCGGGGCCGCUGGGGGCCAGUGGCGACGGCGCGGACCCGGGCUACGACCCGUGCGUGGACGACGAGGCGGAGGCCUACCUCAACCUUCCCGAGGUCCAGGCGGCGCUUCACGCCAACCAGACCGUGAAGCUGCCGUGGCGGUGGACGGACUGCACGCGCUCCAUCGUGUACAGCCGCGAGGACCUGCUGGCCUCCAUGCUGCCCACCUACCAGAAGCUGCUCACGGCUGGCCUGCGCAUGUUGGUGUUCAGCGGCGACGUGGACGGCAUUGUGCCGGUGGUGGGCACACGGCGCUGGGUGGCGUCACUGCGGCUCAAGGAGAAGUCCCCGUGGCGGCCGUGGACGGCGGGGGGUCAGGUGGGCGGCUAUGUGGUGGAGUACGCGCAGGGCCUCACCUUCGCCACGGUGCGCGGCGCUGGGCACAUGGUGCCCUACGUGCAGCCGGCGCGCGCAGCCAAGCUGGCCCGGAGCUUUCUGGAGGGGAAGCCCCUGUGAGGAUAUUAAAGUGCAUCAAAGGACAACUGGUGCUGGCGUGUAGUGCACAAGUGUGGGCACGGCGUGAUACAGUCCAUGUUUCAAGAGCCCCCAUCCUUGGCGCUACGCUCUGCCGAUGAACCGGGCGGUUACCGACAACAACAGGGAAGCUGGACCCCUUUGUUGCAUGGGCAUGGGCAUGGGCAUGGGCACGGGCAUGGGCACGUGGCCUUGCUAAGGCAGAAGUCGCAAUGGCAUGGGUUCAGAGGUGUUCUGUGGACUGCGACGGCUCGAACCUGCAACGGCUUGCUCGCUAUAAUUCCAGAGACACCAGCUUAGUUUUUUGCUUCGCGAGUUAAAAGUUUUGCAGUGGAGAUGCCAACCGAGAAAGUAGGUCGACGAGUUGCGAGUGAUAGCCGCGCGGGACCUGUAAUUUUGACCAAACACAUAACGCAUCAUCGAUUGCUCAGGUUGGAGUGCUUAUCGUCGGAGCAGGCCCAACGGGUCUGGGUGCUGCGACGCGCUUGGCACAGCAUUGCCACCAAGACUGGCUUCUUAUAGAUGCAGU